This is a messenger RNA of Mya arenaria, 1491 nucleotides long. Its product is annotated as histidine-rich glycoprotein-like. Bases 1 to 1491 code for a protein of 496 amino acids. The transcript has a single exon. NCBI's taxonomy places the organism in Eukaryota, Metazoa, Mollusca, Bivalvia, Myida, Myidae. The record is from RefSeq and is a predicted model, not a curated record.
AUGCCUACAGCAUCACUGGCACACAGCAUCACAGGCCUACAGCAUCACAGGUCUACAACAUCACAGGUCUACAACAUCACAGGCCUACAACAUCACAUGCCUACAGCAUCAAAGACCAACAGCAUCACAGGCCUACAGCAUCACUACAGCAUCACAGGCCUACACCAUCACAGGCAUACAGCAUCACAGGCCUACAUCAUCACAUGCUUACAGCAUCACAGGCAUACAGCAUCACAGGCCUACAGCAUCACAGGCAUACAGCAUCACUGGCAUACAGCAUCACAGGCCUACAACAUCACAUGCCUACAGCAUCACUUCCUACAGCAUCACUGGCAUACAGCAUCACAGGUUUACAACAUUACAUGCCUACAGCAUCACAGGUCUACAGCAUCACAGGCCUACACCAUCACAGGCAUACAGCAUCACAGGCCUACAUCAUCACAUGCUUACAGCAUCACAGGCAUACAGCAUCACAGGCCUACAGCAUCACAGGCAUACAGCAUCACUGGCAUACAGCAUCACAGGCCUACAACAUCACAUGCCUACAGCAUCACUUCCUACAGCAUCACUGGCAUACAGCAUCACAGGUUUACAACAUUACAUGCCUACAGCAUCACAGGUCUACAGCAUCACAGGCCUACAACAUCACAUGCCUACAGCAUCACAUGCCUACAGCAUCACUGGCAUACAGCAUCACAUGCCUACAGGAUCAGAUGCCUACAGCAGCACUGGCAUACAGCAUCACAUGCCUACAGCAUCAAUGGCAUACAGCAUCACUGGCAUACAGCAUCACAUGCCUACAGCAUCACUGGCAUACAGCAUUACAGGCCUACAGCAUCACAGGCCUACAGCAUCACAGGCCUACAGCAUCACAUGCCUACAACAUCACUGGCAUACAGCAUCACUGGCCUACACCAUCACAGGCCUACAGCAUCACAGGCCUAUAACAUCACAUGCCUACAGCAUCACAGGCAUAUAACAUCACAGGCCUAUAAUAUCACAUGCCUACACCAUCACUGGCCUACAGCAUCACAGGCCUAUAACAUCACAUGCCUACAGCAUCACAGACAUACAGCAUCACAGGUCUACAACGUCACAGGCCUACAACAUCACUUGCCUACAGCAUCACAGGCCUACAACAUCACAUGCCUACAGCAUCACUGGCAUACAGCAUCACAGGCCUACAGCAUCACAGGCCUACAGCAUCACAGGCCUACAGCAUCACAUGCCUACAGCAUCACUGGCAUACAGCAUCACAGGCCUACAGCAUCACAGGCAUACAGCAUCACAGGCAUACAGCAUCACAGGCCUAUAACAUCACUGGCCUACAACAUCACAUGCCUACAUCAUCACUGGCAUACAGCAUCACAUGCCUACAGCAUCACAGGCAUACAGCUUCAGUGGCCUACAGCAUCACAGGCCUACAGCAUUACAGGCCUACAGCAUCACAGGCCUACAGCAUCACUGGUCUAUAACAUCACUGGCCUAUAA